AUGAAGGGCAUUGCCAUCCUCGCCGGCCUGCUGGCUACCGGCGCCUCAGCACACAUGCAAAUGAUGAAGCCCUAUCCCAUCCGCAGUCCCCUUAACAAGAACAGCGACGAGAAGAAGGACUACUCCUACACCAACCCACUGCAACCAUCCGGUAGUGACUACCCGUGCAAGGGCUACGCCAACGACACCUUCCAGUCCCAAGCAAGCUACUCCCCUGGUAAGAGUUACGAGCUGGAGCUCGACGGUAGUGCUGUCCACGGCGGCGGUUCCUGCCAGCUUGCCUUGACUUAUGAUCGCGGUGAGACGUUCAAGGUCAUUGAGUCCAUGCUCGGCGAGUGCCCUAUUUCCAAGAACUAUACCUUCCAGAUUCCGUCUGAUGCACCCACGGGCGACGCCCUGCUGGCCUGGACGUGGUUUAACAAGGUCGGUAACCGGGAGAUGUAUAUGAACUGCGCGAUGGUCACUAUUGGUGGCUCUGGAGGUGGUAACAAGAGUCAAUCCAGUUCCAGUUCCAGCAAGGGAUCGCACGGCAGGAAUAUGAUGCACGAGGAGAUGAGCGUUGAGGAGAUGCAGCACAUGAACCACCCACCGAUGGAGCAUACCAUGGAGGAACGUGACAUGAACGAUGUCUCCGUGAUGGUGGACCAGUCCAAAGCCACUGCCUUUGACAGCUUGCCUGACCUUUUUGUCGCCAAUGUUGGUCAGACCGGUGGCUGUGUGACUAUCGAGGGUGAGUCGGUAGACUUCCCGGAGCCUGGUCCACACGUAGUGGGCAAGACCGAUGGCAAGGGCAAAGGCUACAAGUGCACGGGCAACGCUCCUUUCCUCGGCAGUGACAGCACCAGCAGCGAUACCAGCUCGUCCAACUCGACUACUUCUACCAACUCGUCGAUCUCGGGCUCUGCCAAGGACAACAGCACUUCCUCUUCCAAUAAGGCCGGUGACAAAUCCGAUAAGCAGGCGAACGACGACUCCAACAAGAAGUCCGCCACCUCCAGCUCUCCCUCUUCUGACCCCCGCGUCUUGAGUGGCCAGUCGAGCCAGGUUGCUUCCACCAGCAGUGCCUUUUCCAACUACGAUGGCCAGUGGACUUGCACUUCUGGCGAGAUCCUGUGCUCUCCUGAUGGAUACACCUGGGCUAUGUGCUCCAACCAGCGGCCGAUCUUCAUGGGCAAUGUCGCCGCAGGCAUGACUUGCCGCUUCGGCCAGAUGGUUCGGUCUGGCUAA
Molecule: messenger RNA, 1227 nt
Organism: Penicillium daleae
Lineage: Eukaryota; Fungi; Ascomycota; Eurotiomycetes; Eurotiales; Aspergillaceae
Product: putative extracellular protein
Exons: 2
Coding region: 1-1227 (408 amino acids)
Source: RefSeq, a predicted model, not a curated record